This is a messenger RNA of Phragmites australis (common reed), 4259 nucleotides long. RefSeq lists its product as uncharacterized. The transcript has 14 exons. Gene Ontology annotation, cellular component: CCR4-NOT complex. Gene Ontology annotation, biological process: protein ubiquitination. Lineage: Eukaryota; Viridiplantae; Streptophyta; Magnoliopsida; Poales; Poaceae. The record is from RefSeq and is a predicted model, not a curated record. Gene Ontology annotation, molecular function: ubiquitin-protein transferase activity; RNA binding. Bases 278 to 3706 code for a protein of 1142 amino acids.
AGGAAAGGAAUGAGCACAGACAAUCCGGCUGCGGCGGCGCUUCUCUCUCCUCUCCUCCUCUUCUUCCUCCCCAGCGGAACGGAACCGCAUAUACAGUAGUCCCCUGGUCUGUGCUGUUGCCUCGCCUGCCCACCCAAAUCCAUCCCUCCCUCCUCCACCCACCCCAUCCAUCCCUCCUCCUUCGAUUGAUUCCACCCACCCCCGCCGGCUCCUUCCCGUCUAGGGUUUCCCUCCCGCCGCCCGAAUCCCGCAAUCGGAGACCACCCGUCCGCCUCCAAUGAUGACCAUGAGCGACAACGGAGACCGCACCUGCCCGCUCUGUGCCGAGGAGAUGGACAUCACUGACCAGCAGCUCAAGCCAUGCAAAUGCGGCUACGAUAUUUGUGUCUGGUGCUGGCACCACAUCAUAGAUAUGGCUGAGAAGGAGGAAACAGAGGGCCGCUGCCCUGCAUGCCGCACGCGCUACGAUAAGGACAGGAUUGGCAAGAUGGCUGCCACUUGUGAGAGGACGGUGGCAGAGAAAGUUGCAGAGAAGAAGCAGAAGACCCAAAAGGUCAAACCAAAGGCACCUGCACCAGCAACUGUGGAAGCUAAGAAGCAUCUGGCAAGUGUCAGGGUCAUCCAGAGAAACCUGGUGUACAUAAUUGGGCUACCUGCAAAUUUAUGCAAUGAGAGUGUACUUGAGCGCAGGGAAUACUUUGGUCAGUAUGGGAAGGUUCUGAAGGUUUCAGUUUCUCGCCCGACUGGGCCUCCUUCCCAGCAGGCAUCAGCAAACAACAAUAUCAGUGUGUAUAUUACUUAUGCCAAAGAAGAAGAGGCCAUCCGGUGUAUACAAGCUGUACACAAUUUUGUCUUGGAAGGAAAAGUUUUAAGAGCAUGCUUUGGUACUACGAAGUAUUGCCAUGCAUGGCUGCGGAACAUGACAUGUGGGAAUCCAGAUUGUCUCUAUUUGCAUGACGUAGGCAGUCAGCAAGAUAGCUUCACUAAAGAUGAGAUCAUCUCAGCAUAUACGAGGACUAGGCUGCCUCAGAUGGCAUCCAGUGUUUCACAAAGACGUGCAGGGACUAUAUUGCCUCCUCCAGCAGACGAUUCCUCUUACAGCACGGUGGCUUCAGCCAGGCAUACAGUCAAGAAUGGAACACUUAAUGCCACCAACCAGCCCAGACUUUCACCUCCAAACAGUAGUUCUGGGAGGUCCACACUUCCACCAGCUGCUUCGUGGGGGCAUCGUGACUUUAAUUCCAGAACAACAGCUACUGGGGUGACAUCAUCACAGUCUCUUACAAAAUCAAAAUCAGAGCCACAAAGUUCUUCAACGAUUUCAAGUACAAGAAUACCUUCUUCAUGGAAUGACGAUACAAGUACAGUACCAAACAUGUCUGAAGUAUGGCAAGUGUCGGAACAAGAUAGUGCAUCUAAAACCGUGAAGCCAUAUAAGCCUGGUAUUGCCAAGGAAACACAAGCUCUAUCAUCACUGGAGUCGUCGGUGGACAUAGACUUCUCCACAAUACCUUCAGCUUGGAAUGAUGAUGACAUUGUAGUAUCAGAUGGGAUGUCAAAAGGAAGCGAGGAAAAUCAAGUUGCGAAUGGAAAUGGAAAGCGAACCCAUGUAGUGUCUACGUCACCAAUGUCACCUAAGAAAGACACAACAGUAAACAGUACCAGCAAAAGUCCUUCGGAUUUUGUAUCAAGUCUAGUAGCAUCUAAAUCAGACGUAAAGACUGAUGAUGGUGACCACCCAGUUACCAAUAUUGCUCCUAAAAGCCCUACAUUAGAAGAUAUUGGACCUAGGGACUCUGAUAUUGAGAAGCUAGCUGUUCGGAUAUCUUCAGUAAUAUUAGAUGGCGAAGAUGAGGUUCAGAGUAUGGCAGGAGAUCAACAACUAGAUGCAGUACCAUACACUUCUGUUGCGGUGCCCAUGGGUCAGAAUUUUGACAAGGACCAAUCUCAUUUGAAGCUUGCUGAGCUCCUGCCUUCAGAAAAUAAGGAUACUGUUCGUUCUUGUCAAUAUAGUUCUGAUAAGCAUCUUGAUUGGAGUUCAGAGCUGCAAAGUUGUAGUAUGACUCCUUUGAAUGAUAUAGUAAAUUCUUCAAUGAACUCUGACAAACACCAUAUUACGCUGCUGGAUGGUUCAGUACUACCAUCAUAUUCAUCAUUUACCCGUUUUUCUAAUACAUCACAUGCUUCAUUGUGGAAUGAUAAAGAAAGUAACCCUACAUUGACGAUUGGCAGUGGAACUUCCUCGAUGAUGCAGACCGGGUUGUUGUCUUCAACCGACAACACUUAUGACUUGUUAAAUGGAAAUCAAGAUGGGCGAGGAACUGUAAAUACACUUGGUAAUGUUUCUGGACAUCCUGGAAUGGAAAGUCAUCAGCCUGGAGCAAUGGGUUCAGUAAGAACUGAUAGCGUAAGAAGUUUUGACAAGACCGUAAAUGUAAAUAAGGAUGAGAACAGAAUAAUUUCUGAUAUCUUGUCAUCAGAGUUUAAUCCGUGGGAUGAUUCGUACUCGACUGCUAACAAUUUUGUUAGGAUGCUUAGAGAAUCUGAAAAUAAUGAUGUGCCUUUCACCGUGCCUUCAUGGAAAUCUGGAACCAGCAGCAAGGAGUCUAGAUUUUCAUUUGCUAGACAGGAUAACCAAGGAAACUUCUUAGAUUCAUCUUUCAGAAACUGUGGUCAUCAGCAGAAUUUCAGUUUGCUAUCCCAGAAUUCUCAUGGACAUGUGUGUCAGAAUGGCCUUGCAUCCCAUUCCCUAGAGAAUGAUUUUUCAAAUAGCAACCCUCUUGCUCUGUCGGAUAUGGCUACUACUGGCACAUCAAGGUCUAAAGUAUCUGCACCUCCUGGAUUUUCAGUGCCAGCAAGAGUCCCCCCUCCUGGAUUUUCUUCUGGAUUUCCAUCCCAGGAUGGUUUGAAUCCCCCUCCUGGGUUUUCUUCUGGAAUUUCAUCUCAGGAUGGCUCUAUUCCCCCUCCUAGAUUCCCUUCUGCAUUUUCUUCUGGAAUUUCAUCUCGGGAAGGGUCUAAUCCCCUACCUAGAUUCCCUUCUGCAUUUUCUUCUGGAUUUUCAUCUCAGCAUGGGCCUAAUCCCCCUUCUAGAUUCCCUCCUACAUUUUCUUCUGGAUUUUCAUCACAGGAUGGGUCUAAUCAGGUGUUUGGCUCAACAUACUUAGAAACUCGUUUCCGAGAUAAUCUUUUGGGUGGCAACACUAAUCAUUAUCAACCUCAGUUAGCCAGACACACAAGUGACAUAGAAUUUAUUGAUCCUGCUAUAUUGGCUGUGGGCAAAGGGCGGAUGCCUGGAAUUGGUGAUUCUGGGCUGGAGAUGAAAAAUACGCCUGGUUUUCCAGCACAGUUGCAAACAUCAAACAGUGAUCCAAGGAUUCAGUUACUCAUGCAACAGAAUGUGCAGUCUCAUCAAAACAUGAGAUUCACAGAACAUAGUGAAGAUGCAUUUAACCUUAUGAAUGAUAAUUAUCUGGCAUCCCGACUGCUACCACAGAACCAUGGCUCUCUAUCCCCUUAUGCACAGAUGCCACCCCAACAAACUAGGAACUCACAGCAUACAAAUGGUCACUGGGAUGGCUGGAGUGAUUUGAGACAGGGGAACAACACUCCCAUGUCAGACAUGUCGAGGAUGCUGUAUCCAACUGAAGCGAACAACUUGCACAUGCUGGGUUCAAAUGAUGUUUAUAACAGAGCCUUUGGAAUGUGAUUGUCCUGGGAGAUGGGGCUUUGAUCUGAGAUCUUCUAACUUGGGCGUUUCUCUAGUUCUGAAAGUAACUGGUUGCACAGCGCAUAGUAUUCCUCAGCUGGAUAAUGGUGAUGUGCACAUGAGUGUUUUAUUGGGAGGCAGUGGAUUCAAAAUGACCAACAUGAACUUGAGUUUUUGUCCAGCCCUUUCAAAUACCAGGUUCUCUAUUAUGCGAAAUUGUAGGAAAGAUGCGUCCAGUACAGCAGGUGGCCGUUGAAGUACAUAUAUACAUGUGGUUUGUGGUUGCUUUAUUGCUUGUUCAUCAGGAAGCUAAAUAAGCUGGCUGGAGAAGUUUCGAUCAACUGUGUAUGCAACAUCUGGGUUUCUUGUGUCGUCUAUAACCUACCUGGGUCAUGAAUGACGUGUUGAUGUUGUCGUAGGUUGAGAAACCAAAAGUAAGAGUCCCUUGUUUGUACAUGAUGUGUUUGUCAGUUACUUGCUCCUUUUGCUGGUGCACAAGCCUGGAGCUGAGCUUUUGUUGGGUACUAGUAUAUUGAAGAAGGUUAACAAGUCA